Molecule: messenger RNA, 1526 nt
Organism: Contarinia nasturtii (swede midge)
Lineage: Eukaryota; Metazoa; Arthropoda; Insecta; Diptera; Cecidomyiidae
Gene: Catsup
Product: protein catecholamines up
Exons: 4
Coding region: 204-1457 (417 amino acids)
Biological process (GO): intracellular zinc ion homeostasis; zinc ion transmembrane transport
Cellular component (GO): membrane
Molecular function (GO): zinc ion transmembrane transporter activity
Source: RefSeq, a predicted model, not a curated record
GAAUGUCUCACAGUUGCUAUGCUCACUCACGAAUGAUUUGACUUGUCGCCGCGGCUCAUUAUCGAGAUUUCAUCUUGUCAAUAUUUAACUUGUGACGUGUUGUUGUACAAUAAUUAUUAAGCAACAUAUUUACUGAUACGUAUUAUUUUUCGUGGCAUUUUUUUUGAUCUUUUUUUUUAUUUUCAAAGUUGCGUGCAUUCAAAAUGAGUGAUAAACACAAAAUAAAAAAUGUUUCCGAUCAUAAGCCGAACACAUUUUGGCGUUCCGUUGCUAUCGGUGCUAUUAUUUUAAUAGUAUUUUUGAGUUUUCCACAUCUAUGUUCGGCUCAUUCGCACGAUGACCAUCAUCAUCAUCACCAUCAUGACCAUGACCACCAUCAUCAUGAAGAACCACCAAGCUUUAAGUGGUCACAAGAAGCCAACGCGGCUUAUGAAGAUCAUCAUCAUCAUCACCACCAUGGAGAACACGACCACACACACAAUCACGUACACACCGAAAAAGCAACAAAAUCUCCAGAAAACGAUAUGGUUAGCUUGUGGACACAUGCAAUAGGUUCAACGUUGCUAAUUAGUGCGGCACCAUUUUUCCUCUUGUAUUUCAUCAAUUUGGAUAAUACCGACGCCAUGAAACCUAGACUUAAGGUUUUGCUUGCAUUCGCAUCGGGUGGACUUUUGGGCGAUGCAUUCUUACAUUUGAUUCCCCAUGCUGUACAUCCACACAGCCAUCAUGGUGACGGCGAUCAUUCACACUCACAUUCGCAUGACCAUGGACAUGAAGAGCAUGGUCACGGUCAUUCGCACGAUAUGAGCAUUGGUCUUUGGGUUUUGGGCGGCAUCAUUACAUUUUUAACAGUUGAAAAAGGUGUGCGAUUAAUCAAAGGUGGUCACGGUCAUAGUCAUGGUGACGAAGCAAAAAAACCACAAGAAAACAAAAAAUCACAGCCAAAAAAGAAGAAUGAAAAAAGUGGCGAUGAAUCCGAUUCUAAGGGCAAGAAGUCAGAGGAAGAAGAUUCAAUCUCAGUGUCUGGCUAUUUGAAUUUGGCCGCUGAUUUUACGCAUAAUUUCACAGAUGGUUUGGCAAUUGGUGCAUCGUAUUUGGCUGGCAAUCGAAUUGGUUUGAUGACAACAAUCACAAUUUUAUUACAUGAAGUUCCACAUGAAAUCGGUGAUUUUGCCAUUUUAAUCAAAUCGGGAUGUUCAAAGCGUAAAGCAAUGGCAUUACAAUUGGUGACUGCUGUUGGUGCACUAUCGGGCACAUUAAUUGCAUUGUUGGGAACGAAUGGUGAAGCAGCUCCAUGGGUUCUACCAUUCACCGCUGGUGGUUUUAUUUAUAUUGCCACUGUUAGCGUUUUGCCCGAAUUACUCGAAGAAUCAACAAAAUUGCUACAGUCGCUGAAAGAGAUUGCGGCAUUACUUGCCGGUGUCGCUCUAAUGAUUUUAAUUACAUAUUAUGAAUAGACAUAGAUAGAUUUUUUUUAUGAUGUUAACAUACGAAUAUUAAAUAAACACAAACUAAAACGUAAAUGA